Molecule: messenger RNA, 4105 nt
Organism: Chilo suppressalis (striped riceborer)
Lineage: Eukaryota; Metazoa; Arthropoda; Insecta; Lepidoptera; Crambidae
Source: the annotation of a GenBank genome assembly
GUGAAUGUCAAUAAAACGUCAGUUUGUUACGUAAGUUGUAAAUUGGCUGGCAGUUUGUCAGUCAGUGUCACAAAAUUUUCUCUCUUUUUUCCAUCUUUAAAUUAUAGUUAUACAAUGGCUGUCCCGGCUCGAAUUUUGGCUAGAUGUAAAGAUGGUUUAAAAUUAAGCAAUGUUAGAUUCCAAUCGGGCACUCCUUAUGCAGAGACAAGGAAGAACUUGGUCCUCACCAGUGAAACUAAAGUGAUUGUACAGGGGUUCACUGGGAAACAGGGUACAUUUCACAGUCAGCAAGCUUUAGACUAUGGUACGAAGGUGGUCGGUGGAGUAUCACCAAAAAAAGCUGGUCAGGAACAUCUUGGGAAACCAGUCUUUGGUACGGUAAGGGAAGCCAAGGAAGCUACUGGGGCACAAGCCAGCGUGAUCUAUGUACCACCACCAGGGGCAGCUCAAGCUAUCUUAGAAGCCAUUGAGGCAGAGAUGCCUUUGAUUGUAUGCAUCACAGAAGGUGUACCCCAACAUGACAUGGUGCGUGUGAAACAUGCUCUUCUUAGGCAGAAUAAGUCAAGGCUGGUAGGACCCAACUGUCCUGGUAUCAUCGCACCUGAGAAAUGUAAAAUUGGUAUUAUGCCUGCUGCUGUUCACAAGCGUGGCUGCAUUGGUGUUGUCUCCCGUUCUGGUACCCUCACUUAUGAAGCCUGCCAUCAAACAACUGUUACUGGCCUUGGACAAACUCUGUGUGUGGGUAUUGGUGGUGAUCCUUUCAAUGGAACUGACUUCAUUGACUGCCUUGAAGUCUUUUUGGCUGACCCAGAAACUAAGGGCAUUAUCCUUAUUGGUGAGAUUGGUGGAAAUGCAGAAGAAUUGGCAUCGGAAUACCUUAUUCAAAAUAAUACUGGCCAGAAGGCUAAGCCUGUCGUCUCAUUCAUUGCAGGGUUGACUGCACCACCUGGUAGACGGAUGGGUCAUGCUGGUGCUAUUAUUUCUGGUGGCAAAGGAGGUGCCAUGGACAAAAUAAAAGCUUUAGAAAAGGCCAAUGUCAUUGUAACACGUUCACCUGCUAAAAUGGGUGUGGAAUUGCUAAAAGAAAUGAAACGGCUAGAAAUUGUUUAAGAAUGUUAUAAUGGUCAUAUUUUACAUUAUCAUUAUGCCUACUCUGUAUAGUUUUAGAAAUUAUAUUGGUACUAUUUAUUUACCAUUGUUGUUUCAGUCUUGCACUGUGUUGUACCCAAAGACAAAGUUGAGAUUGUAAGAAAAUGGGUUUUGAAAUUUAUUGUUCAGUAAAGAACCUGUAAUGUGAUUAUGUUUACAUAAUUCUAUUUUUAUGAUUGCCAAAUGUUAUUUAAAUUCUCACGAAAUCUCAGUAGUUAGCACCCACAGUAGAAAUUAAGAAUAUAUUGUCAUUAUUAUUAAUAUGAAUAAGUGUUACUCAAAAGUUUGAUCAAAUCAUAAAUAUAAACUAAGCUGACAUUGAAUUGUUUCCUGACUCGCUUUGUCUGUUGUAUAGUUAAAAAAAAGUAUACACAAAAUACAUGCAUAUGACCAAACAUUUCUUUUUAUUGUUAUGAAACAAGUCUAAGGUAAAAUGAUAGAUAUCCUAUCAUUUUCAACUAUUUGUGAACUAGCCACUUUUUCAACUUAUAAUAAUAAUAGAACAAGCAAGAUAACUUAAUAGAUACUCAAGUCUAUAAUUAAAUACCUUAACAACAGAUAUGUUGCGAUUCAAAUAUCACAGCUUAGAUAUUCAUCAAUCAAUCAUAAAAGUAGUCUUUCAGAUAUACUGAGGUAGUAUUAUGAACCCUAGGUUACUUAGCAGAAUGCUUCUACUGUGGACUGUGUACCUCUUAUGUAAUGUCAAGUUGUAAGAACAAGUCAACACAUAUGCACAGGUAAAGAUAUUCUGCUUGAGUUGCUUUUUUUGCCUGGCCUUAAGAGUUCAUAAUAUCGCCUCUGUUUAAUUUAACAAGCUAUGCAAAAACAAAAAAAAAAACAAGUUUUUUAAACUACCAACGAUCCCUUCUGCCGCCACCUCCCCGUCCCCCGCGUCCCCCUCGGCCGCCCCUCCCACCGCGUCCCCCGCCUUCUUGCUCCCUCCUUAAUUUCAUACCUUCAAAUCGCUUAGCCAUUAGCUCUAGUUCUUCUGGGACUUCUUGAUUCGCCUCCUCCAAUAUUUUAAUCAGUUCUCCAGCUUGUGCCCAGUCAUUCCUAGUUACAAAAGUCAGGGAGACCCCUGUCCUACCUGCACGGCCAGUCCUACCAACUCUGUGCACAUACUCCUCAAUAUGACGAGGGAAAUCAAGAUUUACGACAUGAGUGAGAUCCUUUAUGUCUAUGCCUCGGGAGGCUACAUCUGUUGCUACCAAAAUGUUCACAGUACCAUCCACCAUUUCUUCUAAAGCAGCUUCACGGUCACUUUGAUCUCUAUCACCAUGCAAAGAUUGACAUUCUAUUCCUUUAAUACAAAGUUCUGUAGUGAUAUGUGUAGCAGUUGCUUUUUUUCCACAAAAUACAAUCACUUUGUCAUUUGGAUCCAUAUUCAUUAAGAAGUCAAACAGAGCUUUUUCUUUAUCAUCUUCUUCUACAAAGAGAAGUCUCUGUGUGACUGUGUGCACAGCAGCAAGGUCCAGUGAUCCAACGUUGACUUGAAUGGGAUCUUUCAUGUAGGACUCUGCUAGUCUUCUCACACCAGGUGGCCAAGUUGCAGAGGUCAUAACAGUCUGUCUGUCAGGCCGAACGUCAAAGAGGGACUUCCUAAUCUGUGGUUCGAAUCCCAUAUCUAGCAUUCUGUCAGCUUCAUCAAGAACAAUGUAUGAAAAGUUUAUUAUAUUUAAAUGACGAGCCAUGACUAAGUCAUUUAGUCUUCCUGGUGUUGCAAUCACAAUAUCUACACCCUUGGAUACAACUUUGAUCUGUUCACGGCGGUCCCCACCACCAUACAGACAAACUGAUUUGAUGCCACGAUAUUGAUACUUUGAAACUUCUUUAUCUAUUUGUAAAGCAAGCUCUCUGGUUGGUGCCAUGAUUAACACAGUCGGCCCUUCUCGCUGUUCCCUCGGAGUAGUUUGUCCAUCUAUAUGUAUGAGAGCUGGUAACAAGAAUGCCAAAGUCUUACCUGUCCCUGUUUGUGCUAUGCCAAUCAAGUCAUCACCUCUCAAAAGGAUUGGCCAUGCUUGGCUUUGAAUGGGAGAAGGUUGUUUGAAGUCUUGUUUAUAAAUUUCAUCCAAAAUUUCAGGGUAGUGUUGAAAUGCUUGUUCAAAAGUUAAUACUGGAUUUGGGAUAGGUCGCAGACCUGGCUUGUCAUCAAAUGUUCUCUUGACUUGUAUGUCAUGGUUAGCACGGCGCCAACGUGUCACUUCAGAUGGUGGCAUGGAAGCGAUUACAGGGUCUUCUUUAUAGAAAUCCUUUAUAAUUGGUGGUAAAUUUUUCCAUCGAUUUUGCUGUUCUUGGUCAUAAAAUGCAUUAAGUUUAUCCCAAUCAAUAAUCUCAACACCAGAUUCAUUUUUCUUUGUAAAGUCACCAGACCCAGAACUACUAUUGAGUUCUUCUUUUGGACGUGCAGGUCUUGUAUCUUCAAGCAAUUCAUUAAUCAAGCCCUCAACUUUGGAUACGGCAUCUUCAGAACCUAUUAAAGUGACUGUAGAGCAAUUGCCGUCAGAGUCACCAAUUUUUAUUCUGGCACCUGAAUCUUGUUCCAAUUCACGGAUUUUGGAUCCCCCUUUCCCGAUGAUACGACCUACACUUUGAGAGGGUACUGUUAUAUCUUUUUUGUUACCGUCGUUUUGUUGAUAAUUACGUCGUUGACUUGUUCCCACAUCGUCGUUAUUGCCACGGUCGCGCCAAUUACCGUCGUAACGUCCUCUGCCGCCGCCAUCUCUGCUGCCACCACCCCUGCUACCGCCACCUCUGCCUCGACUUGGACGGUAUUCACGAGAUUGGAAAGUAUGAACUUGCUGUGGUGCAGCAGUGACUGUUACCGCUUCAGUUUCUUGCCAUUCGUCUUCAAAAUUCAUAUUAGUGACAAAAAUCAAUGCUUUGAGAAAUAGUUUUUUAAACCGCUAACCAGAGACCGGUAACCAACCCGUGGAAUCAGCGAAAUCCUUGCCACCAC